Messenger RNA from Heterocephalus glaber (naked mole-rat), 2702 nucleotides. Lineage: Eukaryota; Metazoa; Chordata; Mammalia; Rodentia; Bathyergidae. The record is from RefSeq and is a predicted model, not a curated record.
GUGUUAGAUAAACCCGGCAGGCUAACUGAAAAGGAACUUGCUGAGGCUGCCAGCAAGUGGGCUGCUGAAAAGCUGGAGAAGUCAGAUGACAGCAACUUGCCUGUGAUUUCUGAGUUCCAGGCGGGACCUACAGCACCGUUAUUCAUUGAGCAGCCAGAGGAGCCGGAGACCAAUGCAGCAGACAGCACAGAAUUGUUUGAAGACAGUCAGCUCAGCAGUCGCUGUAAAGCAAUAGCAUCGAAAACCAAAGAGAUCGAACAGGUUUACCGACAAGACUGUGAAACUUUUGGGAUGGUGGUGAAAAUGCUGAUUGAAAAAGAUCCUUCCCUAGAAAAGUCUAUACAGUUUGCACUGAGGCAGAAUUUACAUGAAAUAGGUGAGCGGUGUGUUGAAGAACUCAAGCAUUUCAUUGCAGAGUAUGAUACUUCUACUCAAGAGUUCGGAGAACCUUUUUAGUGCUCAGGCAAAAAAAUGUUUCUAGAUUUUUUUUCCUGGAUUGUGUGAAUCCUUAAUAUAUGGAAUUUUUGUGAUGAAGAGAAAUAUUUUGAGUUUUCAGUAUCAAGUAAACAUCUAACAUAGUCUGUUUAAAAUAUUUUAAUUAGAAUUUUUUUCUACAAGUAGGACCUCCUAAUCCAUAUUCAUCUUCCACCCCCCAAAUGAUGGUCAGUUAAUUAAGCUUUGAAGAAGCAGUCCCGGAGAGCAGUUUUUUAUACUUACUCAUGUUCCAUAAGCUCCCAAGCCUGUUAUUUGUUUGGUCACAUGAGUGUAACUUACAGGUUAGAGAUCAUUCCACUUAAACAUUAGUAGUCUUUUUACAUUUCAUAGUGAGUGAUACCAUGUGGAAAUAUUGGAAUUCUGAGUUGUGAUUUUUAUUAACUUGUUGCUUGUUUGUCUUAGGCUUCAUUAGUUUUAAUAUGCUAAACUAUACAAUUGUAAUAAUACUGAGUGCUUUGGUAUCUUAGAGGAUAUUUGCUUUGAAUGUAAUUCUCAUUCAGUGAUAAAACAGAGCACUUAAAAUCUCUGAAAGACAUCAGAAUAAAAUCUUUUUUCUUAGUAAAUGAACUUAGUAUGUCCCUUCUAUUAAAAUACUACUAAAGCUCUUAACUCUUCUGACAUCUUAGUUUCAUGUGUGAGACUAAAAGAGGGGGUAAUUUGAGUUGGAAGGUGAGGAGUAUUUUAAAGUUGAGAUUGUUUGAAAACCUUUUUGAUCAAUUGAAAAAUUUAAAACAUGUAAGCGUAUUGGAGUUUAUUUUUAUAAGCCCAUAUACUCUAUCUCAAAAGUAAUUAAUACAGUGCUUAGAAUUAAAUCAUUUACAGAUUUUUUUGUUGUUACUUUGUGAUCUUGUGAGUUCUCUGUUCUCCUGACUUUGAGAGGUACAUAGUCUUUCCUAAUGUUCUUGAAAAAACACAGCAAAAUAGGCAGUAAGGGCCAGACAUGGUGGUGCAUGCCUAUAAUCCUAGCAUUCAGGAGGCUGAAGCCAGGAGGAUUAUUGUGAGUUCGAAGUCAGCCUGGGCUACAUAAUGAGUUCAAGGCCAGUCUGAACUAUAUAGCAAGACCUUGUCUCAAAAAAACCAUAAAAAGGUGUGGAGAGCAGUAAGCCCAGCACAGUACCCCUUACCAAGCAGUCUGGGUAAGCAGUCCUUCAUGAGUGAGCCAUCAAAUCAUGGGUUAGUUAAGAAUCUAACUGGGACCAUUGGGACAGUUCAUUCAUUUCCUAGUCACUUCCAGCAUCCUACUGACACUGAGCCAAAAUAUAUAAUUUUGUGGCAUUAGUUAACAAGGAAACAUUAAAAAACAUUAGUUUGUCACUGCUACCCAGUUUCUUCUUGUCUUUCCAUUUCCACUCUUUUGGCAUUAUUUUUAGUAGCUUCUUGAUACUCUAAAGAGCUAUCCCACAGUACAGUAAGAUUAUAUUAAAAGUGGAAAUAGCAGUGUGUUUUAAUGGACCUUAUGCCUCAAAAUAUGUAUUAUGCCAUUUCGAAAAUCUAGAAACUUAAUUUAGGGCAACAUUUAAUUUUUUUAAAGUUUCCUAAGUGAGACCAUCUUGAAUUUUUAUUUUUGCCAUUGACAUGUACUUAUCUUUUAUAAAACAUAAGGCAAAUGAAAUCCCAUAUAUUAUUUCUGAUAGUCUUUCUUAUUGUGAAGGAAGACUGUAGGAAUAGUCUUUAGAACGGCUUAAGAAGGUAUCCCCGAUGUGUUUUUUCCCCUAUAAAUAGUCUAGUCCUGGAAUUCAGUUCCUUUAGUCAAGAUGUUACAAGUUUAAAAAUCUGAAAAAUUACCAGAGGAAAAAGAAUUACUCACUUUGUUAAAAUUUAUUAAAAAGUCUUGCUAAUAUAAGUUUAAAUGUAGGUUCAACUGGUAAUUUCUUCCGUUCCCUCAAAUUACAUUCAACAUGUAUAGCUGUUUAUAGCUUGCCUUCAGCAUUAUUCUGCUAGGCCGGUCAGUGUUAAAUCUUUUUUUUCUUAAUGUAUUUGAAAGCCUGAUCUUAGGUAAAUUCAGAUGUGUACCAGAGUGUGUAUUUUGCAAAAUGUUCUUGACUGAAGAGAUUUAUUUGUAAAUUAUCUGUUGUUUUUGCAUAUACCCAGUUGAUGUGAUAAAACUGUCUUUCUAUAAAACCUUGAUGAUCAACUGGGGAAGCAGAUAUUGUAAAGCUUUUUAUGUAUUUUGAAAGUGCAAAAUAAAGCAACCAAGUUUAAAUAGA